This is a messenger RNA of Hyaloperonospora brassicae, 639 nucleotides long. The record is from the annotation of a GenBank genome assembly. Lineage: Eukaryota; Oomycota; Peronosporomycetes; Peronosporales; Peronosporaceae.
AUGCUCGGUCCACAGGCCGCCGGCGCGAACAAGUGGGGGACGACCGCCUGUGGCUCGCGCGCAGACAUGGACAGCGUGCCGCUCUUUGAGCGCGAGCACCGCAACGACAGUCAGUUGGUGCAGCGCCUCCAGAACGAGCUGACCGAUGCCAAGCGCUUUGUCGAGGCGCAGGCGCGACGCCAGAACGACCUCGAGUACGUGAACGAGGACUUGGAGCGGCGGCUCGAGCAGGAGGCGCUGGACCGCAUAACGCUGGACGCGCAGAAAGCCGACGACGAAAAACGAUGGCAGCACGAGAAAGCAGCGCUGCAGGAGCAAUUGCAGUCGUGGGCACUGCGGUUCGAAGAGGAGACGCGACGUCGCGCGAUGGCCGAAGAGCGGCUGCGGCGCGCGGAGAAGGAGCUCUAUCGGAUGCACCAGAAGAAGUACGAUAUUGAGAAACAGGUGCGGCGCGAGGAGAGCGAGAAGCGGAAGCACGAGGCUGUGAUCGUGCGCAGUCUCCAGUCCGACUCGCAACGGGCGCAGCAGAGCGCCGCGAACGGCUUCAUCGACCCGACUGUGAACCCCAAAGACGCCAAGCCCGCGACUGUUCGCACGCGACAAGCGCUAUCGUCUGCAAUGGACUUUCUGGGCGUCUGA